AUAUACUGAUGCAGAUUUGUUUGUAAUUAUAGUGUCAGAAAGUGACUUUGUUAAAACUAGUUAAUCUACAAAAUGGCAACAAGUUCUCAGUCUUCAGUUGAGCCCAGUUCUAAUGAAGUGAAGGACUAUAUUUGUAAUGCCUGUGAAGACCAGAAUACUGUUGGGACCAGUGCUGAUUUCUAUUGUAAACAGUGUGAACGAUUUUAUUGUGGAAACUGUAUUCAUCUGCAUGGUAAAUUGUUUGCAAAACAUAAUUCUAUUGGAAGGGUUGAUAUAGAUAAAUGGCCAGUUUCAAAAAAGGUGGUGGAUUUUCUACAAACUUGUGAUGUUCAUAAGGAACAUAAAAUUGACCAAUUCUGCAACCUGCACAAACAUCUGUGCUGCCCUCAGUGUGUAUCUGAUCAACACAGCAAGUGCAGUAAAAUGACCCCGAUUUCGGAGCUGACCAACUCCCAGCCCACAGACCUACAGGGACUGUCAGAGGAGCUGGAAACUGUCAUGGGGGGAAUCAAAAGCCUACAGAUAAAUCAGGAGGCCAGUGUUCAGUCAUUGCAGAGAACAUACAAGGAACAUGGGGCAGUCAUGAUAGAACAAUUGCAUGGCAAUUUAAAUACUAAUAUAGAUAAGUGUUGUAAUAGUUCUGUGGGUACAUCAAACAAAAAUUUAAAAGAAGAAAUGUGUUGGAGUGUUCUUUCUAUCUUGAAUGAAUUUGAUAAUAUUACUGUGAAGGAACUAAAUAAGAUGAAAGAUGAAGUUAUAAGCAUAAAAGGGUCAAUUACAAGUUCUAUUCAUAAAUGCACCAGUCUUCACAAUGACUUGUUGCAAUUACUUGAAAUCGUUCAGAAAAUUGGAGAUAAUAAGGAGCUCUGCCUUAUAGCCAGCAUAAAAUGUAAGCAUAUAAUACAGCAGGCAUUGACUCUGCUUGGAAAGUCAGGCAAGGUGUUUAAGGUCCAGGGGAAGUCUAGGUACAAUGUGAGAAUACCAAGUGAUUCAGUUACAUGUGAUAUCUCAGGCAUAUGUGUUCUUCCAGAUGGACAGGUCCUGGUUGUAGACUGGACAAAUAAGAAUGUCAAGGUGCUGAACCAGCAGUACCAGGUGGUGAGUCACUUGGAUGUGAAUGCUUGGCCAUUUGACAUUUGUAUGAUCGCACCGAGUGAGGUUGCUGUGACUGUGAAUGCUAGCAACAUACAUGAGGUCCAGUUUAUUACUGUCAACCAGGGAAAGCUUGUUCCUGGCAGGAAGUUUCAGUUACAACAUGAAUGUAGAAGUAUUGCCCAUCAAAAUGGAGACCUUUUUGUCAUUUCUGGUAAAGAACUGUACAAAUACACGCUGAAUGGCAAACUGAUCUGCAGACUCUAUGAAGCUUUGGGUUAUAAUACAGAUGGGACCAGAACACGCUUCUCACCCUGGCCAGGGAAGGCACACUCCUGGCUACAUACUCAGACCCAGCACUACGUGGCCCAUAUGGUCUACAUGUGA
Dreissena polymorpha is the source of this 1479-nucleotide messenger RNA. RefSeq lists its product as uncharacterized. The transcript is spliced from 3 exons. NCBI's taxonomy places the organism in Eukaryota, Metazoa, Mollusca, Bivalvia, Myida, Dreissenidae. The record is from RefSeq and is a predicted model, not a curated record. Gene Ontology annotation, molecular function: zinc ion binding; protein binding. Bases 73 to 1479 code for a protein of 468 amino acids.